Staurois parvus is the source of this 298-nucleotide messenger RNA. The record is from the annotation of a GenBank genome assembly. NCBI's taxonomy places the organism in Eukaryota, Metazoa, Chordata, Amphibia, Anura, Ranidae.
CACAGCUGAUCACGUGAUGUGGUAAAAGGCCAAUCACAGCGGCCUUUUACCACGUGAUCAGCGGUGUCCAAUGAUCAGAGGGAAAUGCAAGUGCCACGGGGAUCGGCACCGAUCAUCAGGGCACUGAUGAUCAGUGCCCUGAUGAUCGGUGCCCAGCAGUGCCGCCCGCAAGUUCCGCCCACCUGUGCCCAGCAGUGCGCCCACUAGCUCCGCCCACCUGUGCCCAGCAGAUCACCCACCUGUGCCCAGCAGUGCACCCACCUGUGCCACUCUGCAGUGUCACACAUCUGUGCCCAGA